CGAAAGGAGGAGGACCGAAGGCUGAUGACAACAGGGCGCCGUCUCCCGAGUGAUGGAAGAGCGCGCUGCCUCGCCGCCUCCGCCGCUCAGCUCCGGACUCCUUACGUCAGGGUAGCUGGGUCACCCCUCCGCGCAGGAGCCAGCGAGCAGCCGGAGAGCAGAGCAGAGCGCGCAGCGGAGCCCGGGCGCCCUCACUACGCACCGAGCCCCGCGGAGUCCCGCUGAGCCCCACUUAGCGGGACAGGAGGCAGCAUCGCCGAGUCCGCUCCGGACGCCUCAUCAGCACCAGUGCUCCCCAGAUACCGCCGCUCCGACUCGUAAGGCGCGUGGUUAGUCCUGUGCGCCCCGGCCAUGCGCUCUGGGCUCCGCGGCUCUUCUGAGCAGCCCUCGCGCGGUGGGCACCCGCGACUGGCCCAGGGCGCCUCUCGCUGAAGUAGUUGGGUUCCCGGAGCAGGGGUCAACACGUCGGGGGUGCGGCCGGGAUCCGCGGAGUCGGCCCCCGAACGCGGGGAGCCGGGCCGCCCGCGCCGCCCCACCAUUACCUCCCCGGGAGGCAAGGAGGAGCUGGUGGCUGUCGCUUCCCGGCUGUGGCAGCGGCGGCGGCGCGCCUGCCUGGCGGCCGUCGGCGUGCUCCUAGCCAUGGCUCUGGGGCUGCUCAUAGCGGUGCCACUGUUGCUGCAGGCGGCGCCCCCCGGCGCGGCGCACUACGAGAUGAUGGGCACCUGCCGUAUGAUCUGCGACCCAUACAGCGCCGCACCCGGCGGAGGGCCCGCGGGCGCCAAAGCGCCGCCGCCCGGACCCAGCACUGCCGCCCUGGAAGUCAUGCAGGACCUGAGCGUCAACCCUCCGCCCCCUUUCAUCCAGGGACCCAAGGGCGACACAGGGCGACCCGGCAAGCCAGGGCCGCGGGGGCCCCCUGGAGAGCCGGGCCCCCCUGGACCCAGGGGUCCCCCGGGGGAGAAGGGGGACUCGGGGCGGCCCGGGCUGCCAGGGCUGCAGCUGACCGCGGGAGCAGCAGGAGGUGUCGGGAUGGUGGGUGGCGGAACUGCGGGCGGCGGCGAUUCUGACAGCGAAGUGACCAGCGCACUCAGCGCCGCCUUCAGCGGUCCAAAGAUCGCCUUUUACGUGGGUCUCAAGAGCCCUCACGAAGGCUACGAGGUGCUCAAGUUCGACGACGUAGUCACCAAUCUCGGUAAUCACUACGACCCCACUACAGGCAAGUUCAGCUGCCAGGUGCGCGGCAUCUACUUCUUCACCUACCACAUCCUCAUGCGCGGCGGCGACGGCACCAGCAUGUGGGCAGAUCUCUGCAAGAACGGGCAGGUCCGGGCCAGCGCCAUCGCACAGGACGCCGACCAAAACUACGACUAUGCCAGUAACAGCGUGGUGCUGCACCUGGAUUCUGGGGACGAGGUGUAUGUGAAGCUGGACGGUGGGAAGGCGCACGGAGGCAAUAACAACAAGUACAGCACGUUCUCGGGUUUUCUUCUAUACCCAGACUAAGGGCGCAGAGAGCGCGAGGUGGGGUUGCUUUAGGCCGCCCUCUGCCCACGGGGGCGCGCUGUUCCCUGGCAAGGAACACUCUCGCUUCAUGAUACUUCCAGACAUCGUUGGAAAAGACACAUCCCUGCUGUCCUCCCUGCCCCAGUCCUGGCCUCAGUGUGUCUGCGACUCACCACCUCUGGGCAGUGCUCCUGGUCCCUGUCCCCAACCCAGGGAGGGAGAGGGUGACGCCCAUAUGGUGAGAUGAGCUUGAACCUGAAUCCCGUAGGCAGCCGGCAGCGGCGCAAUGGCGGCGGCACCAGCGGCGGGGGCAGUGCAGAAUUUGUAAGCCUGAUUGGACUGGACAGGACGGGCAGGACGCCUGUCUUCUUCCAGUCCCCCUCCUUCUCCGAGCGCCCUAAGACCGAGGCCUUCCAGCCCUGGCCAGCGAGGUAGGCCGAAGCGAACAUGAGCUCCCUGGGGCGUCCUUCAUAACCCGAAAUACGUGUGCAGAUUUCCCUGUCCAUCAGCCAAAACCCCACCCGCAGCAGAAUCCCAGCAAAGAGAAAAUUCGCCUCUCCACAAACUCCUUCUUCAGUCCCACAACAAUGCAUUAAAUUAUGUUUUUAGACUA
Molecule: messenger RNA, 2116 nt
Organism: Hipposideros armiger (great roundleaf bat)
Lineage: Eukaryota; Metazoa; Chordata; Mammalia; Chiroptera; Hipposideridae
Gene: C1QL2
Product: complement C1q like 2
Exons: 2
Coding region: 640-1503 (287 amino acids)
Molecular function (GO): protein binding
Source: RefSeq, a predicted model, not a curated record